AUGGUUGCGGCGGAGAAGAUUUGGGAUGCGGCGGGGGUGGCGGAGAGCCACAGCUCCGAGAUUCCGUCGUCCUCCAUCACGAUCGAUCACUCUCUCGCCCUCCCCGAUAUGAAGCCUUUCAUCGUGGAGCUAUGCAAAGAUCUAUUCAAACAAUGGUCAGAUUUGGAGGAAUCAAGGUUCUCCCUUGAAAGAGUAUCUGGUGGAAUCACGAACUUGUUACUCAAGGUAUCCGUGAGAGAGAAAAAUGACAAUGUUGUUAGUAUCACAGUUAGAUUAUAUGGGCCAAAUACUGAAUAUGUGAUCAAUCGUGAAAGGGAGCUGCAGGCUAUCCCGUACCUUUCAGCUGCAGGAUUUGGUGCUAAGUUGCUGGGAGUUUUUGGGAAUGGCAUGGUGCAAUCAUUCAUUAAUGCUCGUACACUUACUCCAUCUGACAUGCGGCAACCAAAGCUUGUGGCAGAAAUUGCUAAACAGCUUCGAAAAUUUCAUGAGGUGGAAAUCCCCGGUUCCAGAGAACCGCAACUUUGGAAUGAUAUUUUCAAGUUCUUUGACAGAGCAUCAAGCCUCAAAUUUGAUGAUAUUGAGAAGCAAAAGAAGUAUGAUGAGGUUUCAUUUGAAGAAAUAAAGAAAGAACUUUCUGAACUCAAGGUACUGACAGAUCGUUUUAAUGCUCCUAUUGUGUAUUCUCACAAUGAUUUGCUUUCCGGGAACUUGAUGAUUGAUGAUGCAGAAGAUAAGCUUUACUUCAUUGACUUUGAGUAUGGAUCCUACAAUUACCGGGGUUUCGACAUUGGAAAUCACUUCAAUGAAUAUGCUGGUUAUGAAUGUGAUUACAGCAUGUACCCAAGCAAAGAUGAACAAUAUUACUUCUUCAGGCACUAUUUAAGACCAGAAAAACCAGACGAGGUUUGUGAUGAAGACCUUGAAGCUAUCUAUGUAGAGACAAAUGCUUAUAUGCUAGCUUCACACCUGUACUGGGCACUAUGGGCAUUAAUCCAGGAAAAAAUGUCCCCGAUCGAUUUCGACUAUCUAGGUUACUUCUUUCUGCGGUACAACGAAUACAAAAGGCAGAAGGACAAGUGCUUUUCGAUGGCACAGGCCAACCUUCAUGUACAUCUUAGCCCGACCGAAGUUAUUUUUCCUCCGACAAGCCGCCACCGGCGGCCACCCCACCACUUGAUUCUUACUUCCCACAACCUCUACCUUUCCCUCCUCCCCGCCGCUGCCACCGAUGCUAGAGAUAUUAAAAAACACUUUCUUCAUCUUGUUCCUCUCCAUCUUGUCGUCGCUGCGGCCGCCUUCGGGAAGCCCCAGCCUCAGCUCCGUUUCAAGUCCCAAACUGCUUUUCACGAUUUAUUUUUUCGCAGAAGAUGA
Messenger RNA from Striga hermonthica, 1371 nucleotides. Lineage: Eukaryota; Viridiplantae; Streptophyta; Magnoliopsida; Lamiales; Orobanchaceae. The record is from the annotation of a GenBank genome assembly.